AGAUGAUGGUCGGGGAAAUGCUCUUCGUUCACGACUCAUCUUCAGUCAAGCACCCUUUCAUUCCUUUGGCAUUAUUUGGCUGGCUGUCUGAUAGAGAAGAGUACGAGUGGAGUGCAGUGAUUCGCGUGUUGGUGCCAAGAAAUUCUGUCAACGUAGUCAAAAAUAAAAAAAUCGAAACCAUAAGCAGAAGACGAGCGAUAUUCAAGUGGGACACUCGAAAAACUCUAGCCCCAAGAGAUAGUUUUGAAUUAACCACAUAGGAAGUGAGUGGGUGUUAUCAGUACUUGCGAUCUGUUGGAAACUACUAAUGAGCGAAAGAGGAGAAAGGUGAAAAACUUGUUUUGUGCAAGUCUUCAUUCUCAUCAGAACCGGUAUUUGCGUGGCACAGAAGAACAGUUCAAACCGACGAAAGAUGGCACACAAAAACGUCAACAGUAAUCUCAAAUAUCUCAGCCUGAUAACGCUUACGCUCCAGAAUGCGAUCCUGGGGCUCAGCAUGCGCUACGCGCGAACCCGUCCCGGCGAUAUGUUCCUUAGCUCGACGGCCGUGGUGAUGGCCGAGGUGGUCAAACUGAGCACCUCACUGGUCCUGGUAUUCCUGGAGGAGGGCAAAAAUUGGCUACGCUUCCGAGCUUCGCUCCACAACACCAUCGUCAAGCAGCCGAUGGACACGCUCAAGAUUUGCGUACCCUCGUUCCUGUACAUCCUGCAGAACAAUCUGCUGUACGUGUCAGCAUCGCAUCUGGAUGCGGCCACGUAUCAGGUGACGUACCAACUGAAAAUUCUGACGACGGCCGUCUUCGCCGUAAUAAUCCUUCGCAAAAGACUGCUGCCGACCCAGUGGGCUGCGCUGGUGCUGCUGGUCGUCGGAGUGGCCAGUGUUCAGCUUGCGCAAACGGAUACCGACGGUGGUAGUGCCGCGUCCCGCCAGCAGAGCAUGCCAGGUGAACCGAACCAGAACCGAUUGCUCGGCUUUAGCGCCGCCCUCGGAGCCUGCUUCCUAUCUGGGUUUGCCGGAAUCUACUUCGAGAAGAUGCUCAAGGGAGCCGACAUUUCAAUUUGGAUGCGAAACAUCCAGCUCAGUCUGCUGAGUUUGCCGUUCGGAAUGUUGACCUGCUUCGUGAACGACGGAUCUCGGCUAACGGCCAACGGGUUCUUCUUUGGCUACGACGGUUUCAUCUGGUACCUGAUUGUGCUGCAGGCCGGCGGUGGACUGAUCGUGGCUGUUGUAGUAAAAUAUGCCGACAACAUUCUCAAGGGCUUCGCCACCUCGCUGGCCAUCAUUAUCUCCUGUGUGGCCUCGAUGUACCUGUUCGAAUUCAAUUUGACGUUGCAGUUCACGGUCGGAGCCGGGUUGGUGAUCGGGUCCAUUUUUCUGUAUGGAUACGACCCGGCCCAGGCCGCCAAGCAGAAGGUUAUCAAACUGAAUCCGGACGAUCAAGAGCAUUUGCUCACAGAGAAAGUGUAAGCGCAAGCGCGAUUGACUGCGGGCUGCGAUCUCCGAGAUCUUAGCGUACGACUUCUUGUGUGAUUGUUCGAUGAGGUUUUUUCGAUUUGAUGACAUAGAUAUUAGUGAUCGUUUUAGGAGCCAAUUGGAAGAUAAACGCGCAUCGCAAUGCGCAUAAGUAUUCAUAGUUUUCUUGUUACUUAAGAAAUUAAUCACAUUACGUAUCUAAAUAGUAUAUGAGCUAAGUUCAAUAUUUUAUUACUUGUCUUUUUAUUCCAGGGGAAUAAAGA
Molecule: messenger RNA, 1737 nt
Organism: Uranotaenia lowii
Lineage: Eukaryota; Metazoa; Arthropoda; Insecta; Diptera; Culicidae
Gene: Ugalt
Product: UDP-N-acetylglucosamine transporter
Exons: 4
Coding region: 413-1468 (351 amino acids)
Biological process (GO): pyrimidine nucleotide-sugar transmembrane transport
Cellular component (GO): Golgi membrane
Molecular function (GO): UDP-galactose transmembrane transporter activity
Source: RefSeq, a predicted model, not a curated record